CAUUACAGUGUGCAGAGCAUCCCUCCUCACCUCCUCCUGCAGAAAACAUCUCUGAAACAACUAAAGCGUUUGCUACCAUUGGUGCAGUGUCAAAAGGCAGUCACAGUACUGAUAGUGUUAUAAUAAGUCACAUCAGAGACCAAACACGUUUCAGAGCAGAUGAGUGUUCCAGAGCGGCUGGAGAACAUGGGACCCCCGCGAUACGCGACGUUGUUGUUUCUCAUCUGCUGCCUUGUUCACACAAAUGCAUUGACAACAUGUGGAACCAAGCAGUUCCAGUGUGGGAAUGGGAAGUGUAUCACAGUCAGAUGGGUGUGUGAUGGCACAGAUGACUGCGGAGACGGCACAGAUGAGCUUCCUGGUACCUGCAUGGCCAGAACAUGUAGACCGACAGAGUUCAGCUGUGCAGACCGCCUUAACCAGUGUGUACCGGGCACAUGGCGCUGUGAUGGAAAAGCUGACUGUGAGAAUGGAGCUGAUGAAGAGAGAUGUGCUCCAAAGCAGUGCACAGACAAAGAGUUCCGCUGCAGCAACGGCCAGUGUGUGUCGUCCUCUUUUGUGUGUGAUGAUGAGGCAGACUGUGACGAUGGGAGUGACGAGGCCUCCUGCCCACCCAUCACCUGCAGCUCCGCAUCCUUCCAGUGCAACAACACCAUUUGUGUUCCUCGCCUGUGGGCCUGCGACGGUGAUACUGACUGCUCGGAUGGCUCGGACGAGUGGCCUAGUAACUGUGGUACACCGAGAGCUGACACUGUUGCCACUCAUCAGUGCUCAUCCAUGGAGUUUCACUGUGGCAGCGGAGAGUGCAUCCAUGGUAGUUGGAAGUGUGAUGGAGGAUCUGACUGCCUUGAUCGAUCAGAUGAAGCUGACUGUGCACAUCCAACCUGCCGUCCCGAUGAGUUCGAAUGUGGUGAUGGUACUUGCAUCCAUGGUAGCCGCCAGUGCAACCACCAAUACGACUGCAGGGACAUGAGCGAUGAAAUCGGUUGUGUCAAUGCAACCCACUGUGAGGGCCCAACCAGGUUUAAGUGCCGCAGUGGGGAAUGUAUUAGCAUGGAGAAGGUGUGUGACAAGCGACGUGACUGCAGGGACUGGUCAGAUGAGCCUCUCAGGGAGUGUGGCUCCAAUGAGUGCCUGUACAACAAUGGCGGCUGCUCUCAUAUUUGCAAUGACAUGAAGAUCGGCUAUGAGUGCCUGUGUCCUGCUGGGUAUCGCCUGGUUGACAAAAAGCGCUGUGAAGAUAUUGACGAGUGUGCCAACCCGGACACCUGCAGCCAGAUCUGCAUCAACCAGAUAGGCAGUUACAAAUGUCAGUGUGAGGAGGGUUACCAAGUUGACCCAGCAACCAAAGCCUGCAAGGCCAUUGGUACAAUCGCCUACCUCUUUUUCACCAACCGUCAUGAAAUCAGAAAGAUGACUUUGGACAAGAGUGAGUACAUGAGAAUAAUUCCCCGCCUGAAGAACGUCGUGGCUCUCGACAUGAACAUGGCUACAAAAGAGAUCUAUUGGUCAGACAUCUCCCAAAAGAAGAUCUACAGAGCUCAGAUGGACUUGGCUGAAGACGCCACUCAUCACAGCACAGUAAUGGGUAGCGACAUUGAUGCUCCUGAAGGCAUUGCUUUUGAUUGGGUCCACGGUAACCUGUACUGGACUGACAGCAUUCGAAGCACCAUCUCCGUGGUAACUGCUGAUGGAAGUCGCCGCAAAACUCUCUUCCACAGAGACUUGUCAAAACCACGGGCCAUUGUGGUCGAUCCUCACAGCAACUUCAUAUACUGGACUGACUGGGGGAAUCCAGCUAAAAUUGAGAAGGGAGGUCUUAACGGAGGGGACCGCAGUGCUUUGGUCACUGACAACAUUGUGUGGCCUAAUGGGAUUACCCUUGACCUGUUGAACCAGCGGCUCUACUGGGUGGACUCUAAACUGCACACCCUCUCCAGUAUCGACGUGCAGGGUGGUGGUCGGCGCACCCUCAUCAUUGACGAACACAAGCUGGCUCACCCACUGGGACUCACUGUGUUUGAGGAGAGAGUGUUCUGGACAGAUGUCAGUAACAGCGCCAUCCUCAGUGCAAACAGGCUGACGGGUGGAGACAUCACUCCAGUGGCUGAGCACCUGUCAUCACCAGAAGAUAUUAUUCUCUAUCAUAACCUCAAACAGCCCACUGGGAGAGACUGGUGCCAGGUGUCAGGCUGUGAAUUCAUGUGCCUGGCAGCUCCUCAAGUGGGCAGACAUCCCCCCAAAUAUACCUGUGUCUGUCCAGAUAACAUGAUGCUAGCCAGGGAUAUGAGGACAUGUGUACCUGCUCCCAAUCAGCCUGAAGCUCCAGCUACCACCUCCCCUCACCAGCCACCAGCAAGCACCACACCGAGGCCCCCAGUCCCCACCACACCUAAACCCCUGGUCCGCACCACACCUAAACCCCUGGUCCGCACCACACCUAAACACCUGGUCCGCACCACACCUAAACCCCCGGUCCGAACCACACCUAAACUUCAGGUUCGCACCACCACGGUUCCCAUUGUAAUCACCAGCACUACAGCCAAGCUUGUGCCACGCACCACCAAGCCUCCUGUAAGGACCACCACACCUGAACUAAAGGCCCCUCCACCCAACACAGCGAAGCCUGCCCAUACCACCACAGAGACUCCAGUCACCUCUCCAGACUUCCGACAUGGAUUUGCCGCAGCUAUACCCACUGCCUCCACUAACCCAGUGGCUCUGUAUAUCGUCUUACCUUUGGCAAUCAUUUGUCUGGUGGCUGUUGGUGGAGUGCUGCUAUGGAGGAACUACAGAUUAAAAAACACCAACACCAUUCAUUUUGACAAUCCUGUCUAUCAGAAAACCACUGAGGACCAAGUGCACAUUUGGAGGAGCCAUAGUCCUGACGGUUACUCCUACCCAAAAAGACAAAUUGUGAGCUUGGAUGAGGAGGCGGACAAUCCAGCCUUCACAGAAAACUGAGAAAUGUUGGACAGAGCGGAAAGAAGACCAUAAGCUACCUUAGACGUGCUUUUGUAUUUUUACCUCACACAGCACAAAGAUAUGGAAGUGGAAGCCAGCAUCAGACAAGCUUGAACCACGAUAUCCACUUCAGUGGAGAAAGCAGCAUGGAACUUUUCAUUUUAUUCCAUCAAGUUAACAGUUGACGACUCAUGUCUCAACAAAUCAUACCAAAUCAUCAGAUGAUGAAUUUCUCAGUCCUUUUUUUUUGCCUGGUAACUUUGAUGCUGAUGUUUGUAAAGCAACAACUAAGUGAGCUCAUUUAAUGAAACUUUUAGAUGGAAAUUUCCUCUCACUUGUUUAGGGUAGAAUUCACCACUCGAGUGUUGUAAAUAUCACUAUUAUUUUUUAUAUUAUGUUCAUGGAAUAUCAUCUGUCUUGACCACUCAAAACUAUCUCUCUUUGUUCACUGCAAACAAAAAAAUAUCUGACUUUUAUCUCAAGACGGGAAAUGAAAUGAAUUUAAAGUUGAGCAUAUAAUAGGUGAAUGUUAUACUAACAACAAUUCUGCAUGUGCCAGUUUAACCAGUAUGACCUCAAUCAUCAUAAUGAUGUGUGUUUAAUUUUGCAUUUUACACCAGCUAUUGCCUCAGUAGUGAAGUGAGAAUAUCAUCCAAAGGGACCUAAAGACACUGCUGUAGUUAAUGUCAAAGAAUACACAUUGCACACUGUGUAUGUGCCUUGAUUUAUACUGUGCUCCUUCAGACCUCACAUAUCACCAUAUGGUUGCACCACAGUGCCUCUGAGGCUUUUUUUUUCCCUGUACAUUUUAUCGGCUUCAUUCUUUGAUUUGUGAUGUUCUGCCCAUGUGUUGGAGAGCCAUCUUUAAAUUAUCCCUCCAUAUGCCCCUCUCAGGGGGCCAGUGCAUUCCUCAAAGACCAAAAAGCUUUGAUGCAAACACGUGACCUAUGGGGGCCGUGUCUAUUGCUGUGUACCAUGGCACGUGUACAUUUACAUCAUCCUUUAGGACCAGAGCUUCAGCUUGCCUUAUAGCAGCGUUCCAGACAGAAGAAAUUAGAUUUCCUGCCAGUUCUCGCUGGCUGUUUGAGCUCGUUUCUGUGCAUUGAUGACAAAUGCGUGCCUUUUUCAAUGAUGUAUUUUGUUCACUCGUUCAUGUUGGUGCUAUUGAACUCAGUGUGUCGGCCUGUUUACAAUGAAGUGUUUGAGGAAUGUGGCAGUGUUACAUGCAGGUGAGGUUACACCUAACAAAGACGUUAGUUAUUGUGAUGUGGGUUAAUGACUGUCGAGAGGCUUUUAUGUAGAAAAAAGUGCUAGUGAAGCUGUACAUAAAGUAACCUUACAUGCACAGACUAACAGGGCAGUUUGAACAUGUAAAUAUAAUGUUUAUAAAUGUACAUAUUUGUUCUUUACUGUUGUUUUGGUAAUAAUGCCACUGUUUUAGAGUUUGUUGUAAACUUCAACGUUUGCUGUACAUAAAUAAAUGCUUCUAUUUAUUAUGGAA
Molecule: messenger RNA, 4465 nt
Organism: Scatophagus argus
Lineage: Eukaryota; Metazoa; Chordata; Actinopteri; Scatophagidae
Gene: ldlra
Product: low density lipoprotein receptor a
Exons: 18
Coding region: 160-2964 (934 amino acids)
Molecular function (GO): calcium ion binding; protein binding
Source: RefSeq, a predicted model, not a curated record